This is a messenger RNA of Effrenium voratum, 1006 nucleotides long. The record is from the annotation of a GenBank genome assembly. Lineage: Eukaryota; Dinophyceae; Suessiales; Symbiodiniaceae.
GCUCAGCUUCAAGGGUCCGCGGGUCGGCCCCGUCCCCCGCGUCUCCGCCAUGGCUCUCGCCUUUGCGGCGACCCCAGCACUUCGAGCUCCCACCGCGGUGUCUCACAGAGCCGGCGAAGCCCGCCGGGCAAGAGGCCAAGACCUGGCCAUGAAGGCCAUGACGGGCGGCCUGGCGUUGGCGGCGCUGCGCCGCUUCCGGCCGAGCCGCGGCUAUCGGCUGGCGGGGGCGAACCCCAAUGCCCAGCGGCCGCUGGGGCUGCAUAGGGCGGCCGCGGUGUUGGCGAAGCCCAAGGAGCUACUGGGCGUUGAGGCGGACGAGAAGUACAACGUGCCCGUCGGGGUGGCCGAGAAGCUUGGGAAGAACCUGCUGCUGAACGAGAGCCACCCCCUGGGCAUCUUGUGGACGACGGUGCAGGAGCACUUUGCCGAGCAGGAUCCGGACUGUAAGUUCUUCGACCAGGAGAAGCCGGUGGUGAACACUGUGGACUGCUUCGACAAGCUCCGCGUGCCGCCGGACCACGUGUCGCGGUCCCCGUCGGACACGUACUAUGUCAACGCGGACUACGUCUUGAGGACGCACACAUCGGCACAUCAGUGUCAGUUCCUGAGCCAGUACCCGAAGAUCACGUCCUUCCUCUGUGCCGGCGAUGUGUACCGCAGGGACGAGAUCGAUGCCUCCCACUACCCGGCCUUCCACCAGUGUGAGGGCGUGCGCUUGUUCGAUGCCACGAAGGUGUCGAGAGACGAGGUCAUGGAAGACCUGAAGAAGACGUUGGAGGGCUUGGCUGCUCACCUCUUCCAGCUGAAGACCGGAGAGGACACCAUGCGGUGGCUGGACGAGUACUUCCCCUUCACCGAGCCCUCCCUGGAGCUGGAGAUCUUCUACAACGACGACUGGAUGGAGGUCCUUGGCUGCGGCGCCCGGGGUUCCCAGACCUCCGCAACCGGAAGUCCGGACUUGCCCCCGAUUUUUUUCAUUUUUUUUUCAACUUUCCAAGAUUUGUGA